Nannochloropsis gaditana CCMP526 is the source of this 574-nucleotide messenger RNA. It is a transcript of the gene RP-L36E, whose product is annotated as large subunit ribosomal protein L36e. The record is from RefSeq and is a predicted model, not a curated record. Gene Ontology annotation, biological process: cytoplasmic translation. Gene Ontology annotation, molecular function: structural constituent of ribosome. Bases 1 to 321 code for a protein of 106 amino acids. Gene Ontology annotation, cellular component: ribosome; cytosolic large ribosomal subunit. The transcript is spliced from 3 exons.
AUGUCUAGCACUGGAACCAUUCGUGGGAUUAAUAAGGGUUACCCGGUGCAGAAGCUCGAGGUACCCAAAAGGCCAGCGGGUCGCAAGGGGACCCUGGUCAAGAAAGUCAAGCUUGUACGCGAGGUUGUUCGGGAUGUUGUGGGCCUGAUGCCCUACGAGAAGCGCAUCCUGGACGUGAUCAAGACUGGUGGCUCGGGCGCUGAGAAGAAGGUGUACAAAUUCGCCAAGAGGCGCCUGGGGACGCACCGACGCGCAUUGAAGAAACGUGAGGAGAUUAAGGAGUACUACAGCAAGCUUCGGGCCCGCCAGGCUGCCCACUAGGCUCUGCAAAGCUAGCCUCAAGCUUCGUUACUCAAUACUCAAGCUCUGUGGAAACGCAUGUUGUGGGAGGAUAGAAAGCGACGCUUGAAACUGAACCCUAUUUCUAACAGUUCUCCCGAUCCAUGCUUGGAAAAGGGCGAGGGGAAGGCGAACUAAAGGCUUGUAUGUAUCGGGCAACAGCGCUUGGAAGUGGAGAUGGGGUCAUUCAAACUUCUUAAAUCUUGCAAAGAAAGAAUAGAAGUGUGGAAACCAA